AUAUGAUAUGAUGUUUGAUCAUAUCUCACAACCUGGGUAAAGAUGCGACCGGGCGGCUCCUUCGUGCUGGUCAUUUUUGUUUUGGUACUAGCAGUAUCCUGUGGCAAAAAAGGAAAGAAUAAAGGAAUCACAUACCAACCAUGCAUGAAACUUUGCAACCAAAAUGCUUUGGUGGACUGCAAAAGUAAAUGUACAACCAAAAAGGGAUAUGUUGUUGAUGAUGUAUGCUGGAAAGUGUGUUUAGAAGAGAACCUACUGGGGGUUAAAUUUGCACUUUUUCCUUGCCUCAAGAAUUGUUCGAUAAAACCGGCUGUAUGUCCACCGCCAGGUGAUCCUAAAUAUGGUGAUCCGCCUACUAAAUGCUGUAUAAAUGCUAUAUGGCAUUCGCCUAAGGAGGGCAGAAAGUUUCUGUGUCAGCAUGUUAAUGGCAGGUCUCAGCUCCUCAAACAAUGUAAAAAGGGAGAACUAUUUUCACUUUGGGGCUGCGAAUGUAUUGCACAACCAGAAUGUCCAGAUAGAUCAGAUCCUCGUUAUGGAUCUGGGGAUCCCCCUGAACAAUGUUGCAUCAAUGGCACAUUCCACAAGCCAACGACUAGGAAUAAAUAUUUAUGUACACGAGUCAGCGAUGGGAAAACCAUAAAAAAGGAAUGUCCGAAAGGACAAAAGUUUGUUAUACGCUCGUUCAAAAACUGUAGCUGUGAGAUACCCUCUCCGCCACCACCUCCUCCUGUAGGCUGUAAAUGGUCAAAAUGGAAUUCAUGGUCGGGUGCACCUUGUUCUAAGUUAUGUGGAACCGGAGAAAGAGCCGAACAAAGGACAAGAGGAAAACAGUUGGGUACAAGAUUUCCAAACUCUGAAUGCCAAGGUGAUUCUGUUGAGGAUAGAAGAACAACUUGUAACACAUUUCAAUGUUGUGAAUGGUCUCAAUGGACUAAUUGGACGACCAGAAAUGAUGAAAGGUGUUCAAAGAGUUGUGGUGGUGGCACCAUAGCUAAAUACAGGACAAGGACUGAAAUAUUUGGCAACAUUGGGGCUUCAAGUGUGUGUCAAGGAGACUCUGAAGAAAGAAAAAUUGAAAGUUGUAACACUGCAUGCUGCAUGAAAUGUAAAUGGACUGAAUGGAGCGAAUGGGUCUAUAGCUCAUGUAUGAGGUCUGACGAUCAAGCAAAUAGAGGUAACAUCACAGAGCCAUGUUCUGAGUUUGGCAUAAGGACGUGCAAUCGAACAAGGACUUGUUCUGACUGCUCUUGUAUUAGCAAACGAGAUGUAGAAACCAAUUUGCAUACGCGAAUUCGUCGAGGCUCCCAGGAUAUUGUGGACCGUGCUGAAUGUGUCGGUGCAUCUAUACAGCAUAAAUCUGAACAAUGUUGCAGAGUUAAAGGUUGUCCUCCUGAAGGCGAUGUGAGGUAUGGGGUAGACCCUGGUAAUCUUACAUCUUGUUGCGUUAACAACCAGUGGAAAAUUCCUACCGAGGGCAGGAACUACAUUGUCACAGAUAUAUCCGGGAUUAACUCU
This is a messenger RNA of Owenia fusiformis, 1515 nucleotides long. Lineage: Eukaryota; Metazoa; Annelida; Polychaeta; Sabellida; Oweniidae. The record is from the annotation of a GenBank genome assembly.